Messenger RNA from Gracilinanus agilis (Agile Gracile Mouse Opossum), 6072 nucleotides. It is a transcript of the gene DOCK6, whose product is annotated as dedicator of cytokinesis 6. Gene Ontology annotation, biological process: positive regulation of GTPase activity; small GTPase-mediated signal transduction. Gene Ontology annotation, molecular function: guanyl-nucleotide exchange factor activity. NCBI's taxonomy places the organism in Eukaryota, Metazoa, Chordata, Mammalia, Didelphimorphia, Didelphidae. The record is from RefSeq and is a predicted model, not a curated record. The transcript is spliced from 47 exons. Gene Ontology annotation, cellular component: cytosol.
GGCGCCCCCAUGGCGGCCUCCGAACGCCGCGCCUUCGCGCAUAAGAUCAACAGGACGGUGGCAGCCGAAGUCAGGAAGCAAGUGUCCCGAGAGUACAGCAGCUCCCCUCAGCUCUGCAAGAGGAGAAGCGGCUCCCAGCAGGUUACCAUCUUAAGGACAAACCCGCCAAUCCCUGCAUCCAUCCCCAGGUUAUUGGCUCUGUGUCCUCCGUAGGAUGAGGCCGUGGAACGCUGCAGCAUUCCAGAGCCCCCCAAAGAACACUUCGGACAGAGGAUCCUGGUCAAGUGUUUGUCUCUCAAGUUUGAGAUUGAAAUCGAGCCCAUUUUUGGCAUCCUCGCCCUCUAUGACAUCAGAGAGAAAAAGAAGAUCUCAGAAAAUUUCUACUUCGACCUGAACUCCGACCACAUGAAGGGGCUGCUCCGGGCCCAUGUGGCACACCCAGCUAUUUCCACCCUGGCACGCUCCGCCAUCUUUUCCAUCACCUACCCCUCCCCAGACAUCUUCCUGGUUAUUAAGCUGGAGAAAGUCUUGCAGCAAGGUGACAUUGGUGAAUGCUGUGAGCCUUACAUGGUCAUGAAGGAGUCGGAUACCGUCAAGAACAAGGAGAAGCUGGAGAAGUUGCGUCACGCGGCGGAACAGUUCUGUAGUCGCCUGGGCCGCUACCGCAUGCCGUUUGCCUGGACCGCUGUGCACCUGGCCAACAUCAUUAGCAGUGCUGGCUCCAUGGACCGAGACUCCUCUGAUUCUGAGAGUGAGCGAAAAUCCACUUGGAAUGAGAGGAAGAGGAAGGCCUUUGAGCGGGCCAGCAUUGGGGAUGAUGCCUGUAGCUUCUCAAAUUUUCGCCCAGCUACCCUGACUGUUACUAACUUCUUCAAACAGGAGGGUGACCGCCUAAGUGAUGAAGAUUUGUACAAGUUCCUGGCAGACAUGAGGAGACCAUCCUCAGUGCUACGGAGGCUACGGCCUGUCACAGCCCAGCUUAAGAUCGACAUCUCUCCAGCCCCCGAGAAUCCUCACUUCUGCCUUUCCCCGGAGCUGCUGCAUGUGAAGCCGUACCCCGACCCCCGUGGCCGCCCCACCAAGGAGAUCCUGGAGUUUCCAGCCCGAGAGGUCUAUGCCCCCUUCACCAGCUACAGGAACCUGCUGUAUAUCUACCCCCACAACCUCAACUUCAGCAGCCGCCAGGGCUCUGUCCGGAACAUCGCCAUCAAAGUGCAGUACAUGGCCGGAGAGGACCCCAGCCAGGCUCUGCCGGUGAUCUUUGGCAAGUCCAGCUGCAGCGAGUUCUCCCGAGAGGCCUACACAGCCGUGGUGUAUCAUAGCAAGUGCCCAGAGUUCUACGAGGAGUUCAAGAUACAGCUCCCCGCCAAUGUGACAGAGAACCACCACCUGCUGUUCACAUUCUAUCACAUUAGCUGCCAGCCCCGGCCCGGCACACCUCUGGAGACCCCUGUGGGCUACACGUGGAUUCCCCUUCUGCAGCACAGCCGCUUGAGGACCGGCCCCUUCUGCCUGCCCGUGUCUGUGGACCGGCCACCCCCCAGCUACUCGGUGCUCACGCCCGAUGUUGCACUCCCUGGCAUGCGAUGGGUGGAUGGCCACAAGGGGGUAUUCAGUGUGGAACUCGCAGCCGUGUCCUCAGUACAUCCACAGGACCCCCACCUGGACAAGUUCUUCACGCUGGUUCAUGUCUUGGAGGAGGCGGCCUUCCCCUUCCGCCUGAAGGAUGUGAUCCUGAGUGAGAAUAACGUGGAGGCGGAACUAAAGAGUAGCGUGGGGGCCCUGCGGCUGGCCAGCCCCGAGCCCCUCGUCGCCUUCUCCCACCACGUGCUGGACAAGCUCAUCCACCUCAUCGUUCGGCCCCCCGUCAUCGGAGGCCAGAUAGUGAACCUGGGCCGUGGGGCCUUUGAAGCCAUCGCUCUUGUGGUCAGCCUCAUUCACAAGAGCCUGGAGGGAGCCCAGGACCAGAGGGGUCACAACCAGCUGCUGGCCGCCUAUAUCCACUAUGCCUUCAGAUUGCCCGGCCCUGAGCCUGGCCCCGCAGGGGUGCCUCCUCCGCCCCCCGUGCAGUGUGCUACGCUGUCCCGUGCCCCCGGCCGGCCCUCCAGCCUCCACCUGUCGCGGUCCAAGAGCAUCAGCAGCAGCAACCCUGAUCUGGCCUCCUCUCCCUGCUCCCCAGAUGAGGAGGUCACCCGCAUCCUGGCCUGCAAGGGUGUGGACCGUUCUCACUCCUGGGUGAAUUCUGCUUAUGCCCCGGGGGGCAGCAAGGCCGUCCUGAGGCGGAUUCACCCACACUACAGCGCUGACCUCAAACAGACCAUGGAUCGAGGCCCUAACCGAGCUUCCUCCUAUCUCGAGGGCUCCUCAUCUCUCCCGGCGACCUCCCAGCCGAGACCCACUGGGAGGAAGUUGCUGCAUGAAGAGCUGGCCCUGCAGUGGGUGGUGAGUGGCAGUGCUGUUCGGGAAGCCGUCCUCCAACAUGCCUGGUUCUUCUUCCAGCUCAUGGGGAAAAGCAUGGCCUUGCACUUGGUGCUGAACGAGCGUCUGGACACCCCUCGGAAGCUCCGCUUUCCAGGACGUUUUAUGGAUGACAUCACAGCUCUGGUCAGCUCUGUGGGGCUGGAGAUCACUGCGCGCAGCCACAAGGACUCGGAGCUGGCUGAGCGCCUCAACACCAGCCUGGCCUUCUUCCUCAGUGACCUCUUGUCCCUGGUGGAUCGAGGAUUUGUCUUCAGUCUCAUCAGGACCUAUUACAAGCAGGUGACCACUCGACUGCAGUCGUCCCCAAACCCCAAUGGGCUGAUAACUCUGCGCUUGGACUUCACCCGAAUCCUCUGCAGCCAUGAACACUACGUGACUUUGAAUCUGCCCUGCAGCCCCAUCUCUCCCCCGGCCUCCCCUUCCCCUUCUGUCUCCUCCGCCACCUCUCAGAGCUCAGCCUUCUCCAGCCACGUCCAGGACCCCAAGGUGAUUGGCAUGUUCGAGCUUUCUGGCUCCUUCCGGCAGCAGCACUUCCUGGCUGGGCUCCUGCUGACCGAGCUGGCCCUGAUCCUGGAGCCCGAGGCCGAGGGGGUGUUCUUCCUGCACAAGAAGGCCAUCAGCGCCGUGCACAGCCUCCUGUGCAGCCAUGAUGCCGAUGCCCGCUACGCGGAGCCGGAGGUCAAGGCCCGGGUGGCCCAGCUCUACCUGCCGCUGCUCACCCUGGUCCUGGACACGCUCCCCCAGCUGCAUGACUUCUCAGAGAGUGGCGGGCAGCGCUCCCGGCUGGCUUCCGUGCCAGAUGUGGACAUAGACUUGGAUGGGAGCGGCACCAUUAGCCCGUCGGUGGCGAUGGCCAUCGCAGGCAGCCCCCUGCCCCACGGCUCACGGCCCAGCCUCCCCCAGGGGCCUCCGCCUGCUCCCCGCACCGUGAGCCCCCUGGCAGCAGACACCAGCCGCACCCUGCUGAUAUGCGCCCUGUGGGUGCUGAAGAACGCGGAGCCCGGGCUCCUGCAGCACUGGACCAGUGACCUGGGUCCCGGGCAGCUUGCCCGCCUGCUGGACCUCCUGCAUCUCUGUACAUCCUGCUUCGAGUACAAGGGAAAGAAGGCCUUUGAACGCAUCAACAGCCUCACUUUCAAGAAGUCACUGGAUAUGAAAGCCCGACUUGAGGAAGCUAUCCUGGGCACCAUUGGGGCCCGACAAGAGAUGGUACGGCGCAGCCGGGAGAGGAGCCCAUUCGGGAACCAGGAGAACGUGAGAUGGAGGAAGAACGUCACACACUGGAAGCAAACGUCAGACAGAGUGGACAAAACCAAGGAUGAGAUGGAGCAUGAAGCCUUGGUAGAUGGAAACCUGGCCACUGAGGCCAACCUCAUAGUCCUGGACACAUUGGAGGUCAUUGUACAGACAGUGAUCUUGUCAGAGGCCAAAGAGGGCCUGCUUGGGGCCGUGUUGAAAGUCUUGCUCCACAGUCUGGGCUGUACGCAGAGUGCCCUUUUCCUGCAGCACGGCCUGGCCACACAGCGGGCUUUGGUGUCCAAGUUCCCCGAGCUGCUGUUUGAAGAGGACACGGAGCUGUGCGCGGACCUCUGCCUGAGGCUUCUUCGCCACUGCAGCAGCCGGGUCACCACUAUCCGCACCCAUGCCAGCGCCUCCCUCUACCUCCUCAUGCGCCAGAACUAUGAGAUUGGAAAUAACUUUGCCCGGGUGAAGAUGCAGGUGACGAUGUCCCUCUCAUCCCUUGUGGGGACGACACAGAACUUCAAUGAGGAGCACCUGAGGCGUUCGCUCAAGACCAUCCUGACCUAUGCCGAGGAGGACCUGGAGCUUCGGGACAGCACCUUUGCUGAGCAGGUCCAAGACCUUAUGUUCAACCUGCACAUGAUCCUGACAGAUACGGUGAAAAUGAAGGAACACCAGGAAGACCCAGAGAUGCUCAUGGAUCUCAUGUACAGGAUUGCCCGUGGGUACCAGGGCUCCCCAGACCUUCGGCUGACGUGGCUUCAGAAUAUGGCUGGCAAGCACACGGAACGGGGGAACCACGCCGAGGCAGCUCAGUGUUUCGUCCAUGCGGCGGCUCUGGUGGCCGAAUACCUCGCCCUGCUGGAGGACAGCCGCCACCUACCAGUGGGCUGUGUUACCUUCCAGAGCGUCUCAUCCAACGUGCUUGAAGAGUCGGCGAUUUCAGAUGACAUCCUUUCCCCCGAUGAAGAGGGGAUCUGUUCCGGCAAGCAUUUCACCGAACUGGGGCUGGUGGGGCUGCUGGAGCAGGCGGCCGCCUCCUUCACCAUGGGCGGGCUGUACGAGGCUGUGAAUGAGGUCUACAAGAUCCUCAUACCCAUCCUGGAGGCCCAUCGGGACUAUAAGAAGCUGGCCAUUGUUCAUGGAAAGCUACAGGAGGCCUUCACCAAGAUCAUACAUCAGAGCUCUGGUUGGGAGCGCAUGUUUGGGACAUAUUUCCGUGUCGGUUUCUACGGCUCCCGCUUUGGGGAUUUGGAUGAGCAGGAGUUUGUAUACAAGGAGCCAUCGAUCACAAAACUUGCCGAGAUUUCCCACCGGCUUGAGGAGUUCUACUCGGAGCGUUUUGGGGAUGAUGUGGUUGAGAUCAUCAAAGACUCUAACCCUGUGGACAAAGCCAAGCUGGAACCCCACAAAGCCUACAUUCAGAUCACCUAUGUGGAACCCUACUUUGACACCUAUGAGCUGAAGGACCGAGUAACAUACUUUGACAAGAACUACGACCUUCGCACCUUCCUCUUCUGCACGCCCUUCACGGCCGAUGGCCGGGCCCAUGGGGAGCUUCGGGAGCAGCACAAGCGAAAGACGCUUCUGAGCACGGCCCAUGCCUUCCCCUACAUCAAGACCCGAAUCAACGUCAUCCACAAGGAGGAGACCGUGCUGACGCCAGUGGAGGUCGCCAUCGAGGAUAUGCAGAAAAAGACAAGGGAACUGGCGUUUGCCACAGAGCAGGAGCCGCCCGAUGCCAAGAUGCUUCAGAUGGUGCUCCAGGGCUCUGUGGGGCCCACAGUGAACCAGGGUCCCUUGGAAGUAGCCCAAGUGUUUCUGGCUGAGAUCCCCGAGGACCCCAAACUCUUCCGACACCACAACAAGCUUCGCCUUUGCUUUAAGGACUUUAGCAAAAAGUGUGAAGAUGCCCUUCGGAAGAACAAGGUCCUGAUUGGCCCUGACCAAAAGGAGUAUCACCGGGAGCUGGAGCGAAACUACAGCCGCCUGAAGGAGGCUCUGCAGCCCCUGCUCACUCAGCGCAUCCCCCAGCUGUUUGCCCCUGCUGCCUUAGGCCCCAGCCCCAGGAACUCUUUGAACAGAACAAGCUUCCGUAAAUUUGAAGGCUGAUUGAAAAGGAAGUCAAAGGACAGAAGCCAGCCCAGGGGGGCUGGGAACCCCCCCAAACACAGACGCAAUGAAGCCCCAGCCCAGCUGGGGUGGCCCCAGGACUGGGCCUCUCCGGUGCUUUUGUGUCUUCUGUGCCCUCACCCUGCCCCCCUCUGCACUGGGCCCUGUUGGCCAAGGGGGUCUACACCUGUGUUUACGUUAUCUUUUUUUAAUUUAAAGUGACUUUUUAAAAAAUCA